Messenger RNA from Hyaena hyaena (striped hyena), 1980 nucleotides. It is a transcript of the gene NOB1, whose product is annotated as NIN1 (RPN12) binding protein 1 homolog. The record is from RefSeq and is a predicted model, not a curated record. Gene Ontology annotation, molecular function: RNA endonuclease activity. Lineage: Eukaryota; Metazoa; Chordata; Mammalia; Carnivora; Hyaenidae. Bases 241 to 1482 code for a protein of 413 amino acids. The transcript has 9 exons. Gene Ontology annotation, cellular component: preribosome, small subunit precursor. Gene Ontology annotation, biological process: maturation of SSU-rRNA; ribosomal small subunit biogenesis.
GUGGACUCAGAAGCCUAUCCCCUGCGGGGUCUCUCAGAGUUUGAGCCCGCCCCCUCCUGGCUGGGCGGCUGCUGAUGUUGCGCAUGCGUGCGGGUAGCCUGGAGCCUGGGUAUUCCUACGCCGCCGCCAGGAGGCGCAGCUGAGUCACAACCGCUCCUCCCCGCUCCCAGAGGCCCUGACUGGGAUGUAGGGGUGGAGCAGGCUUCGUGCACAGGCGCCCUAAGGCCGCGUUCGGCCAAGAUGGCGCCCGUGGAGCACGUUGUGGCGGAUGCCGGGGCCUUCCUUCGAGACGCGGCUCUGCAGGAUAUCGGGAAGAACAUCUACACUAUUCGGGAUGUGGUGAACGAGAUUCGGGACAAGCCCACGCGCAGGCGGCUCGCCGUCCUGCCCUACGAGCUGCGUUUCAAGGAGCCCUUCCCGGAAUACGUGCGGCUGGUGACUGAGUUUUCAAAGAAAACUGGAGACUAUCCCAGCCUCUCUGCCACAGAUAUCCAAGUGCUGGCACUCACCUAUCAGUUAGAAGCAGAGUUUGUUGGGGUAUCUCACCUAAAACAAGAACCAGAAAAGGUUAAAGUGAGCUCAUCAAGUCAGCACCCAGAGACUCCUCUACACAUUUCUGGUUUCCAUCUGCCCUCAAAGCCUAAACCCCCACGAGAAACACUACCACUUGGACACGCAGCCGGUGAGCCUGAGAACCUGGAAUUCAGUUCCUUCGUGUUCUGGAGAAACCCUUUGCCUAAUAUUGAUCGUGAACUGCAGGAGCUUCUGAUUGACAGAGGUGAUGGUGUUCCAAGUGAGGAGGACGAGGAGGAAGAGAAUGGAUUUGAAGAAAGGAAAGACGAUAGUGAUGACGACGGGGGUGGGUGGAUAACUCCCAGCAACAUCCAGCAGAUCCAGCGGGAGUUGGGGCAGUGUGCUGUCCCCAAGGACGUGCGGGUUGGCUGUGUAACUACAGACUUUGCCAUGCAGAAUGUCCUGCUUCAGAUGGGGUUGCACGUGCUGGCUGUGAAUGGCAUGCUGAUCCGAGAGGCCCGCAGCUACAUCUUACGCUGCCACGGCUGUUUCAAGACAACAUCUGACAUGAGCCUAGUAUUCUGUUCACAUUGUGGAAACAAGACCCUGAAGAAGGUGUCUGUGACCAUCAGCAACGAUGGAACCCUCCAUAUGCACUUUUCCCGCAACCCCAAGGUGCUGAAUCCUCGGGGCCUCCGGUAUUCACUUCCCACGCCCAAAGGGGGCAAAUAUGCCAUCAACCCACAUCUGACCGAGGACCAGCGCUUCCCUCAGCUGAGACUCUCCCGAAAGGCCAGGCAGAAAACUGAUGUGUUUGCCCCUGACUACAUAGCUGGGGUAUCACCCUUUGCGGAGAACGACAUCUCCAGCCGGUCAGCAACCCUGCAAAUCCGAGACAGCACCUUGGGAGCUGGGAGGAGGCGGUUAAAUCCCAAUGCUUCCAGAAAGAAGUUUGUGAAGAAAAGGUGAAGUGCAAGUUCCAGGGGCAAACAGGAUCACCACUGCAGCUGCUGAGGCACUCGGGUGCCUCAUUUCCCUGGCUCUCUGGCUCCAGAAUCGUCCGAUGCAAAUAGGACUGACUUGCUUACACAGUGUUGCUUCCUCACUCUCUGGGAUGGGUCGGGUUGGGUUCUUGGUGACACUGGGGUGUCCCUUGGCCUGUGAGCAUCCGGAGAGCUGGGGUUCCUGCCAUGCCAAGGGGAGUUUCAUGCAAACAGAAGAAACAGUGCCACGAAGCACAUCUUCAACUUCCAAAGAAAGGUACUUGCAAGUGGCAAUGUUUUUUGAAUAAACAUGUUACAGGCUUUGGUGCCUUUCAUUAAGUAGGCCAGAUGUUUGCUUUUUAGGUAAUUUGAAGGCUAACAUUUAAGCUGUAUGCCCAAUAUUAAACAUUUAGAUUUUUUUUUUUGCAAGAAAGUGUACUAAAUUUAUUAUAAUAAAACUAAGAGCUACGGUGUUUUCUCCUGA